Trichogramma pretiosum is the source of this 2334-nucleotide messenger RNA. It is a transcript of the gene oys, whose product is annotated as lysophospholipid acyltransferase 1. The record is from RefSeq and is a predicted model, not a curated record. Gene Ontology annotation, molecular function: acyltransferase activity. Gene Ontology annotation, biological process: lipid modification. Gene Ontology annotation, cellular component: membrane. The transcript is spliced from 11 exons. NCBI's taxonomy places the organism in Eukaryota, Metazoa, Arthropoda, Insecta, Hymenoptera, Trichogrammatidae. The coding region runs from base 664 to 2214 and encodes 516 amino acids.
CGCGUACGCGCACACAUGUAUAUAAACAGGGAAGAGCGUGGAGGAGAGUCGUGGAGUAUUAGAGGCAAGCCGGGCGCGGGUGCGUCAUCGUAGCGGCUCUCUGUCUCUCUUUCUCUCUCUCACGCAGUCAGUAGCGAGAGUCGUCGUCUCUUAAAGGUGCACGAGCUCCGUAUUUACUACUACUCGCUUGGCGGUGGCUGCGGCAGUUAUUAGAGAGACGGCGGCGGCGGCGGCUCAUUAUACAUAUAUAGCCGCGCGCAAAUCGGCGGAUAUACACCUAUAUACAUGUGACGACGACGACCUACCUAUAUACACCUAUACACUUAUGCAGUGUGUGUCAGUGCAGUGCGCCGCGCUAUACAUAUAUUUGCAGCAGCAGCAGCAGCACGUGUGGCGGAGCCGGGAUCGUCGCGCGACAACAACUACUCCGACGAGUCGAGCCGCGGAGGCCAGCCGCGAAGGAUCAAUUACAAAACAUCCGUGCGCUGCUGCAGCCGACGAGACGUGUCUUCGUGUACUACUAUAGCAACAGCAACAAGUCGAUAAUCGCGUCGCGCGACUCGUAGUACGUAGUACACGCUCCGAGUGCAAUAUAUAUAGAAGCUGCUGCGUGAAUAAGAGAGAGAGCAUCGUCCUGGACACAACAGCAGCAGCAGCAGCAGAAUGGCAGAGCUCGACGAUCCGAAUUACGACGGCCUCAGGACCUUCGACUGGUUGGCCAAGCUCGUUGGCUUACCCAUCGACCAGCUAAAUUUUCUAAUAACCCAGUUCACGGCAUUGGGAUUGGCUGGAUUACUGAGGUCAAAGUUAAGCCCUACCGUUGUGACGCCAGCCGUUCGACAUAUCUUCGGACUGGUCAUCGGUCUCACUCUCGGUUACUUUUGCUUUGGCCGACACGCAAUCCAUCUGGCGGGGCUUCCUGCGGUUACCUAUGUGGUAAUACGCUCAUGGGAUCCUCAAUCGAUGCAAAGAGUGGUUCUAGCUGUUGCCAUGUUAUACCUGUCGGCCAUUCAUUUUCAUAGACAGGCAUACGACUAUGGCUCUUCUGCGCUGGAUAUUACCGGUCCACUCAUGGUCAUUACGCAAAAAGUUACGAGUUUGGCGUACAGCUUGCACGACGGAUUGGCGCGCAAAGAGGACGAAUUGACGCCUGCGCAACGUUAUCACGCCAUGCAGAAAAUGCCAACCUUUAUUGAGUACUUCAGCUAUGUUUUGCAUUUUCAAGCUCUCAUGGCGGGUCCCAUCAUAUUUUACCGCGAUUACAUUAACUAUGUAAACGGGUACGGUCACACUUUGACAGGGAACGAAGAAUCAAAGGGAAAUGGAUAUAAAAUAGUUAGAGAUCCAUCGCCAACUCAAGCUGUUGUCAAAAAAGUUGCUGCAAGUUUAGCGUGUGCCUUUAUUUUUGUCACUUUUAUACCUUACUACCCAAUACGCAGAUUGAAAGAGGAGGAGUUUCUUCAGAGCACUAACUUCUUACAAAAAUAUUGGUACCUGAUUAUAUCUACAAUGUUAGUUCGUUUUAAGUAUUACCACGCAUGGCUUUUUGCCGAUGCCAUUUGUAAUAAUUCUGGUCUGGGCUUCAACGGCUUCGAUGAAAAUGGUUCAGCUCGCUGGGAUCUCCUGUCGAAUGUUGACGUUUGGAAAUUCGAGACCGCCCUGAGCCUGCACGACAGCAUCGAAGCCUGGAACAAGGGCACAAAUCGUUGGUUAAGGAUGAUAGUUUACGACAGAGUUACCAAGUACCGAACGGUACUCACCUAUGGCCUUUCAGCUGUUUGGCAUGGAUUUUAUCCAGGCUACUAUCUGACGUUCGCGAGCGGUGCCUUCUUUACCUUCGUCGCUAGAACCGUGCGCCGACACAUUAGACCUUACUUCGUUUCCUCCAAGAGUAAAAAAGUAUUUUAUGACAUUCUUACCUUGGUAACGACUAGACUCGUGCUGGCGUAUAUCACGUUCAGCUUCAUACUGCUCGAGUUCGCACCAAGCAUCACAUUGUACCUGAAUAUGUAUCUCGCGCCGCAUGUAUUUGGGCUUUCGGCAGUCCUUGUUUUGCCUCUGGUCCCAAGGACGCGCGAACUCGGUGGUGGCUCAAAAAUGAAGCCGGAAAGACCCAGCAGCAGCUCGUCCAGCAGGAAUGGGAGAUCUGCUGUUGUUAACCACCGCGAUCAUCAUCACAAUCAUCAUCACGGACACGUGCACAAAGGCAAAUAAGCGUGUGUUCUUCCACGCGCGAUCGUAGUAUAGAGCGUUUGGGAGAGAAAAAAAAGAAAAGAAAAAAGAGAGAGAGAGAAAAGAACAAAAAUAAAUACACACACGAGAAGGAGAGAACGA